CAAAAAAUGAAAUACCUGAUUGCAUUACUCUUGGUAUCAUCCAUUUUAGCAGCCAUCCCAACCAAAGUUACAAAUUGCAUGGCCAAUCCAAAGAUUGUUUUCACAGAGGCAACAUUCAGUGUUACACCAGCUAAGGGUGUCGAUGAAACAAUCACACUAUAUGGAUCUGCCAACGAACAUGCAGAAUUAGAUAAUGUUUAACUCAAAGCCAAAUGGAAUGGAAUGGAUGCUUUUGAAGACAACUAUCCAGAAGACGAAGUCUAUGACAAAGGAGAUCGUGUUACCUACGAGUUGACCCAAAAUUUCCCAACCUAUACUCCAUCUGUAAAAUAAUUAAAUAAUAUAAAUAGGGUAAAAUUACUGUCCAAUUGUGGUUCUAAAAUGCUAAAAAAGUAAACUUUGCAUGUGCUGAAGUGGGAUUUGUUAUCUGAUUCCAAAAUCUGUAUUUUUUAUUAAAUAAGAUAUAAAUUUUUAAAAAAAU
This is a messenger RNA of Paramecium octaurelia, 481 nucleotides long. The record is from the annotation of a GenBank genome assembly. NCBI's taxonomy places the organism in Eukaryota, Ciliophora, Oligohymenophorea, Peniculida, Parameciidae.